Molecule: messenger RNA, 480 nt
Organism: Cucurbita pepo subsp. pepo (vegetable marrow)
Lineage: Eukaryota; Viridiplantae; Streptophyta; Magnoliopsida; Cucurbitales; Cucurbitaceae
Source: RefSeq, a predicted model, not a curated record
UUGACGUGCCAUCAACUAUGUUACAGGAAGAGGAGGCGUUAAUUGCUGCACAUCGAAAAGAAAUUGAGGACACCAUGGAGAUAGUGCGUGAAGAAAUGAAACUGUUGGCAGAAGUGGAUCAACCUGGUAGCCACAUUGAAAACUACGUGACUCAGUUGAGUUUUGUGCUGUCUCGAAAGGCGGCUGGGUUGGUGAGUCUUCAAGCACGCCUUGCAAGGUUCCAGCAUAGACUUAAAGAACAAGAAAUACUCACCCGAAAAAGAGUAUUGCGUUAGUGUUGUGGUGGUGGGUCACACUUUGUUUGUUUCGUUCUUUCUCUCUCUCUUUCUUUCUCUCUCUCUCCCUCCUCCCUCCUCCCUCCUCUGCUUUCUUCUUCCCCUCACCCCUCUUUCAUAUUAUAUAAAAUAUCAUUAAAUCAAUUGAUUUGAUUUGUACAUUCGAGCUUGAAAAAGAGAUUGGAAUUGAAUUCCCUUGCUGCUA